Messenger RNA from Ornithodoros turicata, 1410 nucleotides. Its product is annotated as tetraspanin-33-like. The transcript is spliced from 5 exons. NCBI's taxonomy places the organism in Eukaryota, Metazoa, Arthropoda, Arachnida, Ixodida, Argasidae. The coding region runs from base 59 to 1393 and encodes 444 amino acids. Gene Ontology annotation, cellular component: plasma membrane. The record is from RefSeq and is a predicted model, not a curated record.
CGCUCGAGGCACGCCGCUCGCGGACGCUUUAUUCUGUUCUCGGCAAGCGCUGGACUCCAUGCAUUCUAGAACCAUGGAUUCAAAUGCAGGUGGCUCUACCGAAAAGUCGGCAAAGAAAGCAGCAAAGCGUUCUAAAAAGGAGAAACCUCUGGAGGAAGUAUCAACACUCAUAAUCGACAUCAACCCCUGCCAUCGCUACACUCUGCUCGUCCUCAACCUCAUCAUCAUGUUGUUCUCCGGCAUCAUUACUGCAGGAUCCGUCUAUUCCCUGAUCAUGCGGUGGAACGAUUUCAUGCUGAUUAGAGAUCCCAUACUCCUAAACCUGCUGGUGAACCUGGAGAUCCCUUAUUUGAUCCUGGGAUCUUUGGCCUUCAUCAUGUCAGCGAUCGGUUUCAUUGGCACUCUACGCGAAAACCUCGCGCUGCUUCAAACGUACAACAGUAUUUUGACCUUUCUCCUGAUCGUUGACCUCGUGCUCGGAUUCACCUUCGUCGGUGUGCCAUUCUUCGCCAGAGGGAGCAUCAAGGGCCUCUUCAGUACACAGCUCAUCAUUCACUACCGAGACAACGAAGACUUCCAAGGCCUCGUCGACUACGUUCAGGCAAGGUUCCAGUGCUGCGGAGUCACCACGAAAAACUUCCGCGACUGGAACAUGAACGUGUACUUCAACUGCACCAAAGAUAACCCGAGCUCCGAGCGCUGCAGCGUACCGUCAUCGUGCUGCAGGGUGUCGGGUGACGACCCCGCCAUCAGCGCACUGACGCACCGCUUUUGUGGUGGCGGUGUCCUGGCCAUGACGGAUUAUCAGGCGUGGAAUGUCGUCUACGUUCGAAACUGCGUGGACACCAUGGUCGCCGUGAUCAGAAAGAACGGCAUCUUCUUGGCGACGAUUGUUAUUGCCGUGCUCAUGGCUUUAAUAAUAGUGGGCAGCAUGGUGAGCAACGUCAUAAGCGAACUCAAUACGUUGACGAAAGUCUAUAAGAAAUACUACAAGGCGGUUGCCAAGGGCCUCAAGAAGAAAUUGGCCAAACUGGAAGCUAUGGAGGACGCACCAGAAGGCUACUUGGUCGACCUGGGAUCUCCCGGUCGAGAACGCAAGAAACCCGUUGCGGUGGCCUUGCCCAAGGAUCGGAAGUGCGUCCAACCCUGCAGGACUCCAGGAACUGAAUUCGACAGGGCGAUCAGUUACGGCGCCAUUCCACAGAUCGGAGCCUUCUGCAACGAACGCGCCCGACUCUUGGCUUCGUGGGACUGUCCCAGGCACAACGUGCGGAAGUACAGCCAUGUGUACGACCCAAACUGCGCCGCGUGCUGCAGGAUGGAGGGACAUCAUACGCCGGGCACCCCGCGUACGCCCCACAAAGGGCAUCAUGUAGAGCACGAUCCACUAUAAAAUAGCUUUGAAUCUCG